UCGGCGAGCAGCUGGCGCUGCCUGGGCGGCGGGAAGAUGUCUGCCGACGGCGGCCCCGGCAGCGCGGCGCCGGGAGAGGCCUGCCCGCACCAUGCGCAGCUGCGGGUCUGCGAGACGCGGGCCAAGUACCGAGAGGGGCGCCGGCCGCGAGCCGUGAAGGUUUAUACCAUCAACUUGGAAUCUCGUUACUUGCUCAUCCAAGGAGUUCCUGCACUGGGUGUGAUGAAGGAAUUAGUUGAACAGUUUGCUUUGUACGGUGCCAUUGAGGAGUAUCAUGCUCUAGAUGAGUACCCAGCAGAGCAAUUCACUGAAGUUUAUCUUCUAAAGUUCCAGAAACUGCAGUGUGCAAGGGUGGCCAAGAAAAAAAUGGAUGAACGAAGUUUCUUUGGUAGCUUGCUGCAUGUGUGCUAUGCUCCAGAGUUUGAAACAGUCCAAGAAACCAGGGAGAAGCUGCAGGACAGAAGAAAGUUUGUAGCAAAAGCAACAAAUCAAAGAGAUUGCUUUGUGUUAAAGAAAGGAGAGGGGCCCAAGAAGAGAGUGUUGAAGCACUCUGAGCAUGAUCAUCCAUGGACUACAUCAGGAUCAGCUGCAGCCAACAGCUGGGAUCCAUCCUGCUUUCUAAGCUGUCAGGGGGUACCCUACAACACAGGGCAUCCAGCUGGGAAUCAGCAACAGCAGAGCCUGUUGACUUUUCCCCACGAGAACAAAUGUGCUGAAACUUCUGGGUACCUGGGUCACAACACAUCCCUAACUCCAAGUGUGCACCCAGGAGGAGGUACUCCAGGGCCUUCCUCCAUGCGGCCGAGAGCGGCUCGGAUCGAUAACGGAGUCGACAGGUUCAUGCCUCGCACAACCCACCUGCAGGAACGCAAGAGGAAGAGAGAAGAAGGGGCCAGCUUUGCUCUCCUUGGGACAAGUGUGGACAAGACUGAAGUUGUUUUUGGUCCACAGCUACCAGAAGCCCCUAAAGUGGACAUGGAUGAUGAUUCACUGAACACUUCAGCGGCACUGAUAAGGAAUAAGCUGAAAGAGGUUGCAGAUUCUGUUUCAAGAACAUCUGUGGAGAAACCAGAAAGUAGCUCAGCCAAACCUCUUGUAAAGCAGAGAAGAAGGAUAUAGAUACUGCUGGCAGCAUCUCCCAAGAGUCCCUUUUAUUUUUUUUACAGGAUAGAGUUGAAAGUAUUUAUUUUUAUGCUCAAAAUGAGAACUGUUUUAUACUCCUUUUCCAUCUGUAGCAGUUGUUUGUAGGAAUGAACAAACCAGUGUACUAGAUUGUCACAACCCUGUCCUGUGUGCCUCUUCCUAUAACUAUUUUAUAACUCUCUGAAGAACUGUAGAAUAAUAGAAGUAAAAUUCAACUUAUUCAGUGGUUUUCUAUAGUAAAGAAAUACUAAAAUUCAA
Molecule: messenger RNA, 1401 nt
Organism: Pogoniulus pusillus (Red-fronted tinkerbird)
Lineage: Eukaryota; Metazoa; Chordata; Aves; Piciformes; Lybiidae
Gene: RBM48
Product: RNA binding motif protein 48
Exons: 5
Coding region: 37-1119 (360 amino acids)
Cellular component (GO): nucleoplasm
Molecular function (GO): nucleic acid binding
Source: RefSeq, a predicted model, not a curated record